UAGCAUUACUAUUAUACUUUUUAAAACUUAAACGCUCAAUCAACCGAUUAGUAAACGCCUAAUAUAAUUAUAUAGUACCGUAUAUGCCGUAAUAUAAUUUAAAUUGUUUUUAUAGACUAUUUUUAAGUGUUUGAAAAGAUGGGUUUCGAUAUCGAAAGGUUCACCUCAGAAGUGGACGAGAAUCUGAUUUGUGAGAUAUGCCACAAAGUCUACGAGAAUCCAAAGUCUUUGAGUUCAUGCGAACACACCUUCUGUUUCGGAUGUAUUGAAAAGAUAGUCAUUAAUGAGAACUUGUGUCCAUUGGAU
Messenger RNA from Oppiella nova, 306 nucleotides. The record is from the annotation of a GenBank genome assembly. NCBI's taxonomy places the organism in Eukaryota, Metazoa, Arthropoda, Arachnida, Sarcoptiformes, Oppiidae.